Strongylocentrotus purpuratus (purple sea urchin) is the source of this 6798-nucleotide messenger RNA. Its product is annotated as glutamate receptor ionotropic, kainate 2. Gene Ontology annotation, cellular component: postsynaptic membrane; kainate selective glutamate receptor complex; presynaptic membrane. The transcript is spliced from 15 exons. Gene Ontology annotation, molecular function: kainate selective glutamate receptor activity; transmitter-gated monoatomic ion channel activity involved in regulation of postsynaptic membrane potential. Gene Ontology annotation, biological process: modulation of chemical synaptic transmission; monoatomic ion transport; synaptic transmission, glutamatergic. Lineage: Eukaryota; Metazoa; Echinodermata; Echinoidea; Camarodonta; Strongylocentrotidae. The coding region runs from base 1 to 2862 and encodes 953 amino acids. The record is from RefSeq and is a predicted model, not a curated record.
AUGCUUCACAUACAGGUUGGGCCAAACUUCACGGGUGGAAUAUUCAACCGGGAUGGGAUGAGCAGUAAAGAGGAAUUAGCCUUCCGGUUUGCAAUUGAGAAACUGAAUGCCAAAAUUCGCAACGACCCGUCACAGAACAUGAGCAUGUUGACCUAUGACAUACAGCAUGUACGGGGCAAUGAUACAUUCGAUGCGACCAAGAAAGUGCAAAUAUGGUACUUCUUUCUGCACUUUACAAGUUUUUCUAGAUUAAAACCACUUCCUUGGGUCCCAAUGAUCCCCCAUUCGUUUCCCAUCUCCAUGGUCACCAUGGUCACCCCAUCCAGGCAUCCCUUUGAGUACCUCCUGAGUGUAUUCCCUGGUCUAGACCCAUCAUCCCCUAGAUCUAUCAUCCUCUACCAAGCCAACCACCUAGAAACCUACCUCUCAGUAUGUCAGCAGCUCGGUGUGGGCGUGGCCGCUGUGUUUGGCCCCACCUCCCUCCAGGACUCCCUGGCAGUUCAGUCUGUUUGUGACGUCAUGGAUAUCCCUCAUAUCCAGACCCACUGGGAGCCGAAACCUCACCUCCCUGGUCAGAGCACCAUAUACAUGCAUCCCUCCAAUGAUAUCGUCAGUAGAGCCAUCAGGGAUCUCGUUAAGGCCUUUCGAUGGAAGAAGAUAUCAAUCAUCUAUGAUGAUUUCAAUGGUCUGACGAGGUUAAAGGAUGUGUUAAUGGAAUCGAUGCACAGGGACAUAGAGUUGACCAUCUACUACACCAAGUCCAUGCCGUUUGGCACCAUGAUGAAGAGGAUCAAGAGUUCUGGAGCGAACCAUAUCAUCAUCGACUGCUCCAGGAAGUCUCUAAUCCAACUGCUGGAGAAGAUGAUGCAGCUUCAAAUGAUGAUGGAUUAUUACCACUACAUUAUUACACCACUGGACACGUUUUCCCUGGAUCUAACCCGGUACAGUGGUGACAUGGUGAACAUGACUGCUCUACAGUUGGUUGACAUGCAGGUCCCUGAGAAUAUGGAACUCUUAAGGGAGUAUAAGGAGUAUGCACUCAGGAACGGAGUCGGACCAGAAGAUGCAGGCAUGACGACAGAGGGCGUGAUCACAUUCGAUGGAGUCAAUCUCAUAUCCAAGGCUUUACACCAUGCUAACCGUCAGACCAGUAACUUGGCGGUCAAGGCACUCUCAUGUGAACGCAACCAGCCAUGGGAAACAGGACUUACACUUCACAAUGAUAUCGAAUCGACGGUGAUGAAAGGAUUAACAGGAGAUGUUGAAUUUGAGGAUGGAGAGAGAUCCAAUGUCGUCUUACACGUAACAUCUUUACAUGAAGAAGGGAUGCUUCAAGUCGGUAACUGGACAAGAGAACACGGCAUCGACAUGUACCCAGUUCUGUAUAAAUCUUCUGCAGCUUCCAGAGCAGGAAUUAACAGAACACUUGUCGUUACAACUGUACUGGAGAAGCCGUUUGUGAUGUUCAAGACCACCGAGGAUGGUCGUACACUGGAAGGCAAUGAUAAGUUUGAAGGUUUCUGUAUCGACCUCCUUCAUCAACUUUCACUCAAACUCGGUUUCGAUUACCGGAUCAAGCUGGUUGAAGAUGGUAACUACGGUGGGCAGAAGGAAGAUGGUUCGUUCGAUGGGAUGGUGGCCGAGCUUAUGGAAAGGAAAGCUGAUCUGGCCGUGGCACCUCUGACCAUCUCCUACGUCCGAGAGCAAGUGAUUGAUUUCUCGAAGCCCUUCAUGUACCUAGGAGUCUGCAUCCUAUACCGUGUCUCUGAACCUCAAAACCCCGGCGUCUUCUCGUUCUUGAACCCGCUCUCCUUCGAUAUCUGGAUGUACAUCAUCAUGGCUUACCUGACCGUGAGUCUCUCCUUCUUCAUGCUAGCCCGGUUCAGCCCGUACGAAUGGUACAACUCUCACCCCAUCAACCCCGAAUACGAUGCAGUCGAGAACCAGUUCACCUUGCUCAGUUGUCUCUGGUUCUCGUUUGGUGGUCUUAUGCAACAAGGAUCGGAGCUGAACCCGAAAGCGUUCUCCACCAGGGUCCUCAGUGGUUUCUGGUGGUUCUUCUCUCUUAUACUGGUAUCCUCCUACACCGCUAACCUGGCUGCUUUCCUCACAGUCGAGAGGAUGGUCUCACCUAUCACCAACGCGGAUGACCUAGCCAAGCAGACAACGAUAGAGUAUGGCACAAGAACGAGUGGGGCCACCAACACAUUUUUCAAACGGUCUACAAUACACACGUACAAGACCAUGUGGGAGUUUAUGAGUUCAAAGCCACACGUCUUCGUACAGACAUACAGGGAAGGCAUCGAUAGGGUUCUCAAUAACAAGAACUAUGCAUUCCUUAUGGAGUCAACCAUGGCUGAAUACGAGGUGUCGCAACACUGUAAAAACCUUACCAUCAUCGGUGGACUCAUGAACUCAAGGGGAUAUGGUGUAGGCACUCCAUUAGGCUCGAGAUACCGAGACCUUAUCACCAAAGCCAUCCUGAAACUCCAGGAAGAUGACGUCCUCCUAGAACUCAAGAAUAAGUGGUGGAAAUCUGGCCAGUGUGUGAGAGACGAUAACAGCAAAGAUGAUGCAAGCGAGUUAGGUCUGAAGAACAUAGGGGGUAUAUUCCUCGUGCUCGUCGCCGGACUCAUUCUCGGAGUCAUCACCGUGAUCGCAGAGUUCAUCUGGAAAUCAAAGCAAAACGCAGAAAUUGAUAAGAAAUCACUAUGUGCAGAGCUGAUGGCUGGGAUCCGAUUCGCUUUUAGAUGCAACGGUAAAAAGAAGGCGCCCCCUUCGAUGGAACAUAAAUAUAUUCCUUCAACGUAUCCUUCUGGAAUAAACGGACAAAUGAUACCCAUGACAGAAACAGUCGCAUAACCAGCAAACUAAUAGGUUUCAAUUAAACCAAUGCGACGUUCAUGGCCGUCGAAGGUGUCGAUGGUGAUGACGGUGUCCCUGCAGUCUUACGCUUUUCGUCAAAGUGAUUCUGAUUGAUUCUAGAAUGAAAAAAUGAAGAAAAAGUUUAAAGAUGGUAUCUGGGUACUGGUGUCACUUGAGAUCUACAUCAAUGGGAGUAUUGCGUGUUGCAUGGCUCCCCAAGGGCGUGGUUUUGUGGUAUAUUCAGCACUAAAGUCAAGUCAUCUUGAGCUAGUUUAAAGUAGAACAUAAACUGGCGCCCCGAAUUCUUUUGUUACGACACGGGCCGUGGAAGACAUCUAUCUGUGCUAUGGAGACCUUGCUGAAGAAGAGAAAUUAUAUUUUACAUUUAUAUAUAUAUACUUCCAUUCAAUGUGGGAAGGUUGAGAAAAACAUAUUUAAAUGUUAACUGAUAUUUUGAUGAAGUCACAGCACACUUUACCAUAACGCUCAAGGAACCUUGUAUAUUCACCAUUAUUUUGGUAAUCAUAAAGCAAUGCCAAAUUCACCUAUAUCAUAAAUGAAAUGAUUAUGUAUUACAUAUAAUCUGUGUAUGGUAUGGAAAGUGUGGGUUUCGUGAAUAUAUAUUAUGGACAGACAGUCCUUUGUUAUAGUUCUUCCAUUAUGACAUCAUAGUAGUGGCCAUGCUAUGCAACAGUUUAACUCGAGAAGCAUCCUGGUGAUGUAUACGUAAUCAUAAAUCAGCUCUACUGACGAGACUACACUAAUAAUGAUGACAGGGACGUUUAUCUAUGGUUCAAAGGUCGCGAUGUUGAAAUCUUGAUGUUUGAGUUUUAAUGUAACUUUGGACAGACAACAAAACGUACUUCAUUCAGGGUCAAACAUUCAAUGUGAUUCUUCUUUUGUUUCAUAUUUUUGAUUUGCCGGGAUAUUCUAUGUAUUAAUCUUGUACAUAUCGGUAUUUAUUAUUGUGUGUUUGUCAGCUAUUUGUUGGACACUAUUUACCUCCUUCAUACCUUCCUUGUAACGGGUAUCGGUGUUUUUACUCGUUUGCUCGUGGUACAUACAUUUACACAUUCGUAAAUUACGCAAAAUACGAGUACCAAAACUUUAGAGGGUAAUUAAAAACAGAAACAUCACGUACAUGUAGGAUUGCUAAAUUAUAAAUCAUUUUCAUCAUUUAACUUUAGGCCGCAAAUGUAAGUUUGCUUUCAUUAACCAAAUUGCGCAGGUUUAUGACCUGUUUAUGUGGUUGAACAGCUUGAUUUUAAAAGACAUUGAUAUCGACUUAAAAAUACUGUAUGUGUUGUCUAGAGUAAUAUUCACAUCUCCUUUCGUGGUAUCCCACACUACGACAAAAACAAGCACAAAACAAAAACAACUAUAUAGAACCUAGAAUCAUGUGUCAUGUUGCUAUUUAUGAACUCAAAGUUGUCCUCUUCGUCUCGGUCUCUGACCCUAUAUAGUUCAGGACUUGCAAACUGCUAUGUUUCAAGUAAUAGUUAAGUACCUGACAAGUAAUAUCUAUUAACAUUAACAAAAAUGGAUAUCGCGAAGUGUUUGCAACAGGGUGAUCAGAAAGCUGUAAAUUAUUGUAUUAUCUCUUAUUAUACAGGUGUUCUAAUCCUGUCCGUUUAUGUGGGCUGAUGCAAGUCUCAUGUGCUUUCAUACUAUUUUAUAGUUCCAUUUUAAGGAUGUAAUCUAUUUGUGUGAUAUCAAUAAUAAUAUGUGUUCACUUACUAGUUUACGAGUGCACAGUCCUUGUACUUCCUGUACUAUGACGUGUCGUAUAUAGAGGCGUUAAUGUUUACCUCACGUCUAUUCACAUACGUACUAUACAUAUAUGUUGAAAUGUAAAUCUAGGGAGAAAGGACUUGAAUACAAAAAAAAUAUGAGAGAGCCAUUAUUCAACAGCACAGCGGUUAUAUUGCAAUUCCCAUUACCACGUCACAUUUUGAAAUGGGUGUAAUCAACAAAAGCUUAGACCAACCUAGAAAUAAAUGAUGACCAAUUUCCGCACCUUUUAAAAACAAUCAUUUUUUUUCGUUUAAUCGCAAUCAUGAUCAUAAGCAAUUCCUAUUUGCUAUAAAGUAUAACAUGAUGAAGAAUGAUGCUGACUGUGCUAAUGUGUAUCACUUUAUAAAUAAUCUUGAUACUUCAUGGGAAUAAUCGUUGAUAACAUGUUAAUCGAAUUAGUGAUUGAUAUGAGUUGGGCAUGGUUUUGCUAAUAUGAAAUGCGAGUAUGAAUAAUUUAUAUUAAUACAUGUAUUUUUAAACUCUAUUAAUAUCAAUUCAUUGUAAACUUACACAAUAAUGAUAACCUAAUACACCUUGUUGAAAUUUGAUAUUAUAAGAACACUCUUGGUCUUUUGUGGUCAAAAUAUUUGUCAUCAUUUGUUCGCCAGAUUUUUAUUGAAUUUUAUCCGUUUAUGAAUCUGUUGAUUUAUAAAAAGAUUGAUGGAUAUAUAAACAUUACUUCAUUUGAAGUUUUACUUAUUCUAGUAAUCAUGAUUAUGAAUAAAAAAAAACUCCCAUACUCCUACUUUUCUUUUAUAACUGACAAAGACAAAAUAUGAAAAGUACUAUGUAUAUGAAGUACAUGUAAGAUAUGGACAUUUGUGUUUAAAAAGAAAAAUGAUUAGAAUCGCCAUUUCAUCAUGCUCUGAAAGAACACAUACAUUCUGCACUGUAAUAUAUUUAAGAACAUCUACAUGAAAUUUGUGUUCAAAUCACUAAUAUACAUGAUUAGCGUAAAAAGUUAUCAAAACUUGGUACCGUAAGCAAUAAUAAAGUUAAAUUGGCAAUAGCAUGACAUAUCACUGAUGCCACAUUGUAAAAUCGAUUCAAUAGUUGCAAAUCAAGGCAUAAUUAUCAAAAUAUAUUCAUUAAUGUCAUGCGUUAUCUGUCUUAUAUCUUUUUAACAUAAAACAAUUAAAGCGUUAGCAUUUGAGCGUUUCUGUGACGUCGGCAUCGUUAUGUAUUUGGGCUACACCUUAUAAACCCAUUACAAGUUGUAAUAUUUGUUUUUUCCUGUGUGUAUAUCAAAUGCUGACAUGCCACUGUGUGAUGCUUAAUGAUCAAUGCUUAACUUCUUUCGAUUUGUGUUUUCUUCAUUUUUAUAUUUUCGUCUUGUGUUCUGUUUGACCUGUUACAAUUUUAUAUAUACUUAUUUUCUAUUUUGCAACAUAUUGGUAUAGCCGUUUGUGGACAUAGGGCUUGUAAUAGUUUUAGAGUGAUUAAAAAAAAAUGUGCAUUUUUUUCCUUCUUCCUCUACAAAGGCUUAUUGAAAUCAUGGAAAAUUUAUAUUUACAGCAAUUUACAAUUUCUUGAAACUAAAUUUGUGUCAAACUGACAGGUUCAGUAUAAAGUGUGCGACAUUAAAAGUCAAACACAAUAAAAAAAAGUGAUUCGUUGAACCGAUUCAAAAGUAAAACAAAGUUAUUUAUAAUGCAUCUGUACAAAAAACUAUUUGAUUUCAUUUGUAUCCUUUCGCCGGUAGUAUAUACUUUUGUUCUGAAACAUAAAAAAAUAUGUAGAUAUUGAUAAUCAGUAUAUUCAUCAUUAUGAUGCACAUACAUGUUUAACAAAGGUGUAUUUCAGUGAGAAAUGAUGGUCAAAAUACCCAUGUGAUCAUAUUACUCGGGCCACACACGUAAGUUAUCAUGUACAUAGAAAACUGUUAUUGAAAUGAUAGGUAAUAGGUAAGUCCAAUGAUGAUGACAAAAACUUUACUUAUUGGUUGUGAUUAGUAAAAGCAUCUCUUCAAAUCCUUUGAUUUUGUUGAAGGAAACUAGCUUAUACUAGCGAAUUUAACUUGUGUAGAUUAUAGGACAACGUGGUUCUAAUAGUAUGAUUAUUUCUAUUGUAUUUCCACAAUAUUCUUUUAGACAGACAAAUAUUAUCCUCAUUCAAUAAAAAUUGCUAAUUUAUAUAAAA